Messenger RNA from Drosophila gunungcola (fruit fly), 1127 nucleotides. RefSeq names its product molybdopterin synthase catalytic subunit (gene Mocs2B). Gene Ontology annotation, cellular component: cytosol. Gene Ontology annotation, molecular function: molybdopterin synthase activity. Gene Ontology annotation, biological process: Mo-molybdopterin cofactor biosynthetic process. The coding region runs from base 6 to 1112 and encodes 368 amino acids. The transcript is spliced from 5 exons. The record is from RefSeq and is a predicted model, not a curated record. NCBI's taxonomy places the organism in Eukaryota, Metazoa, Arthropoda, Insecta, Diptera, Drosophilidae.
UAAUAAUGGAUCACGUAAAGCUAGUUCAGGAUCCCAUUGACAUCACCCACAUCCAUCAAUUGCUAGCUGAUGAGGGCUGUGGUGCCUCAUCGGUUUUUGUGGGCACCACGCGUGAUAAUUUUCAGGGCAAAAAGGUAGUGUCGUUGGCGUACGAGGCCUACGAUAACAUGGCUCUUAAGGAAAUGAAAAAAAUCUGCUCAGAUCUGCGAUUAAAGUGGCCCGAGUUAAAGCACAUAGUCAUAUAUCACCGAUUGGGAACUGUGCCCGUUUGCGAGGCCAGUGUAGUUAUUGCCACUUCAUCGCCACAUCGUUCCGAGGCACUAGAAUCAGUAUCAUUUGCAAUAGACCAGCUUAAGACUCGCGUGCCCAUCUGGAAAAAGGAGAUAUACGAGGGCGAUCACAUCAGCGAGUGGAAGGAAAACAAGGAGUCCUUCAGGCCCAAGAAGUCUCUAAGUGCCUUUAACUACGCAGCUUGUCCCUGCAAAGUCGAGGAGUCACAUGACGUACCUCGAUCUCUGGUGCAAAUUAGAGUUAAUGACACCGAGUUAGCCAAGCGGCUAGAAUGUUUUGUCAACAGAAAGCGAGCCGAAAUUAACUCACAAAACGUAAUUGACUUUAAAUCACCUUUUGUUGACUCUGAUAAAGACUUAAGCGACUCCUGCGCUCGAACCCAAAGCACAAUUAUAAAGCAGGAGCACUCAAAUUGCCAUUUAAAAGUGCGACGGGUAAACAAUCGCUGUGGCCCCCAGCAAAUGGAGUUUCGGCCCAACUACGAACUUGAACUAAAUAAACUAAUGGGAUCGCGUGACGGGCUAACCGAUCCAUCCAAAGAAAUGAGGAAAUCACUGCCUAACUCACGUUUACAGGCUAUUGAAUCAUACAUGGGCCUAACCACCGAUAAUGAAGAGAACAUUUUUUGUAGAAUUAAAAAGGUUGAAAACAGAAUGCUGCAGUUGGAGUCCAUUUCGCCAGAGUACAGGCACUUUACAAAUCUUGAGCCAUCUUCUAAGGAACACCCGCUGCCGAAAAGAAUCAAAAAGAAAUCCUAUUCUGCACACGAACUAGGUACUUUCAUUCAAAAAAUGAAAGAUGGUCUCGAAAAUAAAGAAUAAUAGAAAUAAUAAUUA